GCCACGGCCGCCCGGCCGCGUCCCCUCGCUCGCUCACCCCUUUUCUCGCGGGCUCAGCCCGGGAGCCGGCGCACCGAGCAGCCAGGGGCGCCGCGCGCUCGAGGGACACGCGCCGCUCCUGGACGGCCCCGGGCCCGCUCCCCCCACCUGGCCUGUGUACCCAGGACGCAGGGCCGCGCGUCGAGCCUCGGACGCGACGCGCUGGGGGUCCCCGGGGACUGGCCAGCCGGGCCGGGGCGCUACGAUGGAGGAGUCGCAGCGCGCCCGCUCGCACACAGUCACCACCACCACCAGUUCCUUCGCGGAGAACUUCUCCACCACCAGCAGCAGCUUCGCCUACGACCGGGAGUUCCUCCGCACUCUGCCCGGGCUCCUCAUCGUGGCCGAGAUCGUUCUGGGACUGCUGGUAUGGACGCUUAUUGCUGGAACUGAGUACUUCCGGGUGCCUGCGUUUGGCUGGGUCAUGUUUGUGGCUGUGUUUUACUGGGUUCUUACCGUCUUCUUCCUCAUUGUCUACAUAACGAUGACCUACACCAGGAUUCCUCAGGUGCCCUGGACAACAGUGGGCCUGUGGUUUAAUGGCAGCGCCUUUCUCUUGUACCUAUCUGCUGCUGUCGUGGAUGCAUCUUCUGUCUCCCCGGAGAGGGACAGCCACAACUUCAACAGCUGGGCAGCUUCAUCGUUCUUUGCCUUCCUGGUCACCAUCUGCUACGCUGGAAAUACAUAUUUCAGUUUUAUAGCAUGGAGAUCCAGGACCAUUCAGUGAUUUGUCAUUUUAAUAAUUAAAUGGAAAAUAAAAAAGGAAGAAUCUCACUGUAAAAAACAACUGUAGGUAUAAUGUAUAUUUCCAGAGAAAUGUAUUUAACUAAUGUUUUUAUAUACUUAGUUAAAUUUGCUUGCAAAUUAGUUUGUUACAAUUAAACUGGAUUCUUUUUUACCAAGUGUUAUAGCUUAUAAUGAACUUCUAAAUAUUGAUGUUGUCACAGACCUUAUUUUCUUAGACAAUGUUUAAAUAGAUAAAUUGCUAAUAUCAAGAUGUGUCAAGUUUGUAAACUUAACUUUUGAAGUGCCAGAUUCUUUUUUGAUUAAAUGUUGCAGAAUCUCC
Otolemur garnettii (small-eared galago) is the source of this 1105-nucleotide messenger RNA. It is a transcript of the gene CMTM8, whose product is annotated as CKLF like MARVEL transmembrane domain containing 8. NCBI's taxonomy places the organism in Eukaryota, Metazoa, Chordata, Mammalia, Primates, Galagidae. Gene Ontology annotation, biological process: myelination. Gene Ontology annotation, cellular component: membrane. The record is from RefSeq and is a predicted model, not a curated record. The coding region runs from base 245 to 766 and encodes 173 amino acids. Gene Ontology annotation, molecular function: structural constituent of myelin sheath. The transcript is spliced from 4 exons.